Messenger RNA from Salarias fasciatus (jewelled blenny), 981 nucleotides. It is a transcript of the gene tas2r202, whose product is annotated as taste receptor, type 2, member 202. The record is from RefSeq and is a predicted model, not a curated record. The transcript has a single exon. Lineage: Eukaryota; Metazoa; Chordata; Actinopteri; Blenniiformes; Blenniidae. Gene Ontology annotation, cellular component: membrane. Bases 4 to 981 code for a protein of 325 amino acids. Gene Ontology annotation, biological process: sensory perception of taste; G protein-coupled receptor signaling pathway. Gene Ontology annotation, molecular function: G protein-coupled receptor activity; bitter taste receptor activity.
GUCAUGUUGUCGCUGAGCAAAAAGGCGGUCUGGGUGAUGACCAGUCUGCAGGCCGUCCUGACGGUCUUCUUCAACAGCUACAUCUUUCUGAUGAGUCUGUUGAACCACAGGCAGCAGAAGAAGUGGAGUCCCAGUGAAACCAUCAUCGUGGCGCUGUCACUCGCCGACAUGGUCCAUCAGAUCAUCUGCUACUUCUGGAUGACCAUGGACCAGGUGGACGUCAACUGCCGCCUCGCCCAGAUGGCCUACGCCGUCAUGCUGGUGCUGGUGUUCAGCUCCAAGUUCACCAUCAUGUGGGACACCGGCUUCCUCACGUUCUACUACAGCACCAAGCUGGUCAACGCGCCCAACCGCUGCUACACGCACGUGCAGGGCGCCAUCCUCAAGCACGUGACCCUGGCGGUGAUCCUCAUCCCGCUGUGCGGCCUGGGAACCUGCGUGCCGAUGCUGGUGGUGUUCCACUCGCAAAACUACACCGGGAAGAACCGGGACUGCGGGGUUCUGUUCCCCGACACGGCGUCGGGCCGGGGCUACGAGGUGCUCUACCUGCUGCUGUCCGACGUUCUGCCGGGGCUCCUCAUGAUGAAGUGCUGCAUCUCCAUCUCCGUGCACCUGGCCGUCCACCUCCGCAACAUGAAGGCCAGCACCAACGGCGCCCACGCCCCCAAGCUGGGCUCCCAGAUGAGGGUGAUCCAGAUGGCGCUGUGCCUGGUGGCCAUCUUCAUCAUCUUCCUGGUGGUCGACCUGUACGUGAACUACGAGAUCGUGGUGAACCACGAGAACGCCAUCGUGCUCACCUUCUUCUUCACGUCGGUCUACACCACGGUGGCCGCCACGGUGCUCAUCUACGGGAAAAAGACUCUCUGGAAGGCUCUGAUUCGUGAAGUCAACGUCUUCCUGGAUGGAUAUCCGUGUUUGUCUCGUCUGAAAGUCCCCGAACAAAAGACCAAACCCAGCAGUCCUGCGAAAGUUAAAACCUAA